ACAUGCAACGUCACUGGUGUUUUGUCCAAUCAGUGAGCUACGUGUAUCACGCUGUAGGUGACGUCACAGUUGUUAACAGCCGAAGAUGGCGGCGGGCGGACGGAGCUGUGUGGACGGACGGACCCCUGAAUGAGGACACUUACCCGGGGCUGAAGGAGGAGACUGACCCGGGGCUGGCACUCAGGAGAACCGCUCUACUGCCCCGUACGGUACCCGUGCACCGCUCCCCUCUUUAGGUUCAGGAUUAAAGCCUGUGAAUGGCGCUGCUGUACGGACUGCUAUGGCGGCUGCUGCUGCUCCUGGUCCACGUCAACAGAACCGUGGUGUGCUGGCUCCGUGUCCGGGCUCGGAGCUUCCAGGGUCGGCUGUGGGAACGGGCCGUGGCCGCCCUCUUACUGCCCGUGGCGCUCAUUGGUUUUCCGGGCCAACAGAAGAAGCUGAACCGUAACCCGGACGGCACCGUUUACCCGGUGCCCGGAGCCCGCGCCGCCGCCGCCGGUCGCCGGUCCCGGUGGGUGUGUGACGGGAGGUCCGUGGAGAAGCUGCCGGUGCACAUCGGCCUGUUGGUGGCGGAGGAAGAGCCCGACUACACGGACAUAGCCAACCUGGUGGUGUGGUGCAUGGCCGUGGGGAUUUCCUAUGUCAGCGUUUACGACGAUAACGGCAUUUUUCAGAAGAACAACUGUCGUCUACUGGAGGAGAUAGUGAGGCAGCAGCAGGACUUACUGGGAACAGAGGGCUCCAAAUAUAACGUGGAGUUCCUGAGAAACGGCAGCGAAACGCACCAACACCACGGUCGAGGGGAGACGAGGAUCUGUAAAAUCUACGACUCCCCCUGUCUGCCCGAGGCCGAGGCCAUGUUCGCCAUCAACGCAGACGGAGUAGGGGACGCCAAGGAUUGA
Molecule: messenger RNA, 902 nt
Organism: Sphaeramia orbicularis (orbiculate cardinalfish)
Lineage: Eukaryota; Metazoa; Chordata; Actinopteri; Kurtiformes; Apogonidae
Product: dehydrodolichyl diphosphate synthase complex subunit nus1-like
Exons: 3
Coding region: 258-902 (214 amino acids)
Cellular component (GO): dehydrodolichyl diphosphate synthase complex; endoplasmic reticulum membrane
Molecular function (GO): ditrans,polycis-polyprenyl diphosphate synthase [(2E,6E)-farnesyl diphosphate specific] activity
Source: RefSeq, a predicted model, not a curated record